This is a messenger RNA of Rhizophagus irregularis DAOM 181602=DAOM 197198, 242 nucleotides long. NCBI's taxonomy places the organism in Eukaryota, Fungi, Glomeromycota, Glomeromycetes, Glomerales, Glomeraceae. The record is from RefSeq and is a predicted model, not a curated record.
AUAUCAGAAUUAAGCCAAUUAUGAAAAAUAUUAAAAAUGUGAUUCAUCUCCUUAUAAUGAAUUUUAUAAAUUUUAUAAAUGCUUUCUUAUCAAAUGUCCUUGCUCAUGAAAUACUUGUUAAUUCAUUGUUACUAUUAUUUGUCCUAUAUAUUUCUGUGAGAAUGUAUAAUCUAAUGCUGAAAAGUUCUUAAUGAAAGAAUCCAUAAAGUACAUUUUCAGACGCGACCUUUUUUUCUUGGAAG